Molecule: messenger RNA, 1130 nt
Organism: Ciona intestinalis (vase tunicate)
Lineage: Eukaryota; Metazoa; Chordata; Ascidiacea; Phlebobranchia; Cionidae
Source: RefSeq, a predicted model, not a curated record
GGCACGCUUUUUCGUGUUAGAAAAAUACUUUCGAUAAAAACAAUUUGUUGGCGAACAAACUGAUGUUUCGUUGUUCGUGUACUUUUUGAUAAUUAAACAAAUAGAAUCGACUGGCCCCCGAACAAUUAAACAGGAAAUGAAAUCAACGCUCCGAUACAGCUAUAAGAUGUCGAGCGACAUGUUGUUAUCGGCAAUAGUUCGUGAGUCAGAUGUAUACGCACUGUGACUAUUGCUACAAAACAGAGAGCUUUGUACUUAAUUACGAUGACGUUACGACUGACCAUUUCUCUACACGUUGUGUUAUUUGUACUGCAAGGUGUGACUGGGCAAUGUCCAAACGGCAGAAAGAAAAGAUCUUUCGUUGAUGCUGAUCAACUCAAUGCACUCAACAUUACAGAUAGAUUAGAGUCGCCAGACUACGUUGAACAAAGCAACAGUGUUAAUAUAUCAUGCUCGCUAUUGUCAGUUAACAUGAGUUUCAGUCAUGCAUACUUGGCUGGUUUUGAUGUCGCUUCAAUAAAAGAACUUGUAUUACUUGACAAAGACUACGAACCAAUCAAUGACAGCAGUUGUAGGGCAGUCAGUGAGGAUUCGUUUUACAAAUUUUCAAUGAUAAAAACGUUUGCGAAAUGCGCGAAUAAUAUCAGAUUACACAAUAGCAUACUGUCGAUCAAUUAUACAGUUCUAGUAGUCCCUGAUGCACAACAAGGUGUUGUAUCAAGAAAACCAACCAACUUUAUACAGCUGAGUUGCGCUUACAGACGUGAUCUCAACACGACUCUUGGAAAAAGGACGAAAGUAAUAAUACCUAUUGAUGGGAGUUGUAUAGAUGUGGCAAGACGUUGGCAUCAAGUAUUCAUAGACAUACAGGGUAGGAGAGUUCGACAAAAACGGCACCCGGAACCAGAUUUCGUGGUUUGGCUCUGGUUCAAUCUAAAGCGAGUACAAAGAUGGCGACCGUGUCUUCGUAAAAUUAUAAGGUACGAACACUACAUCGACCACAUUCUUGGAUUCGUAACUAUCCGUAACCACGAAGAUACACAUUUUCCCUGUCUUUUAUAAAAGAUAUUACACAAUUUAUAUCGCUCCUCUGUAUACGACGAAUCAUAUAAACAGAUAUAUUAACCAAA